GCGACAGACGUAUUACAUAUAGUUAGGUAAAUAAUAACUUGAAAACCAUAUCGUUAUUCUUAUGUAAAUUGUUACACAUUGUCUUAUUAACAUUCGAACAACAUACUUCUUACGUCUUAGUGGGCAGGAUGGAAAAUUAGUCAAAGUUUUGUGUCGUUACAAAUUAUAUAUAUCGGAGGAUUAGCUUGGUGAAACGUAUUGUUGUGACCGUAGUGAACGUGGAUACAUUUCUUCAUAAAUAUUAUUGGAUUAUUGAAAAUGAAUAUAGUUGGAUAUAUAGUGGCAUUAACCAAUCUACAGGCGUUUGGAGGUCAUAAGCCUGAUCUGAAAGGUUUAUCCAUCUCAAUUGGAAACUUCACUUCGCUUGCGCAGGACCUGCAGAACUACCCAGAAUUUAACAAAGAUGGCUUCCAGAAGAAUCGUGUGUACCGUGUCGGGAAUAUGGGAUUGUAUUUGUCGAACAACUUCAGAGAAUAUUACCUCCAUGGAAUAGGGAAUCCUGGUGAUGAGGGAACAGUUAUAACGUUUACAUAUAAGAAUGGGGAAAAUGAUGACGAUGGACCAAAUCUUUCGAACUACACCCUUCUGAUUCGUAAGAAGGACAUGCCAGAAGAUUUCGUGAAGCCUAUACUUCAAGACAAUAUACAACGUAUGAACUAUCGCAAUAGAGUUAAUAUUUAAACUUAACUUUGAAUGCAUAUGAACUGUGCUAUACGAGAUUAUUAAAUAAAAUUAUACUUUUUUUUUAAAUGAG
Molecule: messenger RNA, 754 nt
Organism: Spodoptera litura
Lineage: Eukaryota; Metazoa; Arthropoda; Insecta; Lepidoptera; Noctuidae
Source: RefSeq, a predicted model, not a curated record